CCUGUCACUUCUCUUGCUCGGUGCCAGGUUCUGCUGUCCCCCAGGCUGAUGCCCGUCCUGCCCAGCCAGCGCCUGGAAUGGAGUGAGUCUAUGAACCCCCUCCGGAUCAGCGUCGGUGGCCUUCCUGUCCUAGCUUCCAUGACUAAGGCUGCUGACCCCCGCUUCCGACUGCGCUGGAAGGCCAUCCUGGUGUCCUCGCUCAGCGUCGCCUUGGUGCUGCUCCUGGUCUGCUUUCACCGCUCGGCCACGGGGAGGCCAGCCCCAGCCAACGUCCACAACUGGCGGCUCAGCCUGCUGCCCGGGGACAGGUACAAUGACACUUACCCGCUGUCCCCGCCCCAGAGGAACUCGGAAGGGGUGCGCUACAGGAUUGGGGUUAUUGCCGACCUGGACACCGGCUCCAAGGGCCCGCAGGAGCACACCUGGUUCAGUUACCUGAAGAAGGGCUACCUGACCCUGUCGGCCAGCGGGGACAGAGUGACGGUGGAGUGGGACCGGGCCGACAAUCUGCUGGAGUCGCAUUUGGCUGAAAAGGGGAGAGGCAUGGAGCUCUCGGAACUGGUCGUCUUCAACGGGAAGCUGUAUGCAGUGGACGACCGGACGGGAGUGAUCUACCUGAUCGAGGGUACCACGGUGGUGCCCUGGGUGAUCCUAUCGGAUGGGGAUGGCACCGUGGGUAAAGGCUUUAAAGCAGAGUGGCUGGCAGUGAAGGAUGAACACCUGUACGUGGGCGGCCUGGGGAAGGAGUGGACCACGACCACCGGAGAGGUGAUGAAUGAGAACCCCGAGUGGGUGAAGGUGGUCGGCUCCAAGGGGGACGUGGGCCAUGAGAACUGGGUUUCCAACUACAAGGCCCUGAGGGCAGCGGCUGGCAUCAGCCCCCCAGGUUACCUGAUCCAUGAGUCCGCCGCCUGGAGAGAGACGCUGCAGCGCUGGUUCUUCCUGCCACGCCGGGCUAGCCAGGAGCGCUACGAUGAGAAGGCCGAUGAGCACCGGGGCACCAACCUGCUGCUGCGGGCCACACAGGACUUCGGCAACAUCGCCGUCAGCCACGUGGGGGCCGCGGUCCCAACCCACGGCUUCUCCUCCUUCAAAUUCAUCCCCGACACUGACGACCAGCUCAUCGUGGCCCUGAAAUCAGAGGAGGACAAUGGCAAGAUAGCCACCUACAUCAUGGCCUUCACGUUGGACGGGCGCUUUCUGCUGCCGGAGACCAGGAUCGGGGCCAUGAAAUACGAAGGGAUUGAGUUUAUUUAACAGGGACUCUGUCCUGGUGGGGACGCCGCGGGGUUGGGUGCGCGGGGCUUUGCCUGAGCUUAGUCGCCGUGGGGGGCGUGCCGCUCCUGAGCUGGGCAGGGCAGAUGGCCUGGAUCCCCGUGGGAGUUGGCUCCAGGGCUGGGUCCCAGGCUUCUGCAGUUACCAUGUUGGUGAGUUGCUGCAGCACAUGCACAUGCGGCUUGAAUGUCUGGGCCCUGGCACCUGGUGGUGAAAGGCCAUCACUGCUCCUCUGCAGAGCUGCAAGCCCUUGUCCUGCACCCCAUGGCCCUUCCCAGGCUGCCUUGCAGACCACUGGGUGCUGACAGUGGAGGUCUCCAGGGGCCUUAGCGAAGCUGUGAGGCAGCUGCUCAGAGAGUGUUUCCUUCCUGCCUAGCCAGGGCAAUGGAAUUGCUCAGCAUCUCUGAGACUGGCCUGUGAUUUCCCCUCCCACAGGCAGGGCCCUGCACUGUAGCCUGAUGCUCCUGCUGCUGCUUUAUCCUGGAGUUUCCCCCCAGCACAAAGAGCCUUUGCGGUGCACAGCAGAGUUGGAGCAGCUCAUGCCGACAGGGCCGUGCCCAGUAGGUUGGUGUGUAGCAGCCAGCCCCCAGGUGCUGCUCCUUUGCCUGUGUGGCUGCAGCACGGCCUGGAAAGAGCCUGGAGCAGCUGGGACAGAUGCGCAGGGCCUGGCUGGUUCAGAAGAGAGCCAUGCUACAGCCCAGGCCGUUUAACAGAUUAAAUUAACCAAAGUGAAACACCCCC
This is a messenger RNA of Chelonoidis abingdonii (Abingdon island giant tortoise), 2016 nucleotides long. RefSeq names its product calcium activated nucleotidase 1 (gene CANT1). NCBI's taxonomy places the organism in Eukaryota, Metazoa, Chordata, Testudines, Testudinidae. Gene Ontology annotation, biological process: proteoglycan biosynthetic process. The record is from RefSeq and is a predicted model, not a curated record. Gene Ontology annotation, molecular function: UDP phosphatase activity; GDP phosphatase activity; calcium ion binding.